AUGUUACGAAACCAUGCGGCCCGUGGCUUCUUGUCUCGGCCCCUCUAUAGCUCAUCAGCUACAGCUACAGCCACAGCCACAGCUCCAGCAGCUCUACGAUGCCGUUAUCCUGUAGUAGCCGCCUCGGUUCGAUGUCUCACCACAACUCCCCGGCUCCAAGCUGCCGUCAAGCGAGCUAGAACAACCGUCAAGCGAGCUAGAACAACCGUCAAGCUCUCCGACUUGCCUCAGGGACCUAUUCUUGCGGAGCCUCUUCCAGCCGAAGAGCAAAAUGAACCGGCGUAUCCAACCGUCAUAUCGCAGGCGCGGCGCAACAUGGACAAGUUCGAGGGAUGUGUUCUCCUCACAAGAGUAGGCGGCUUCUACGAGCUCUACUUUGAGCACGCUGAAGAGUACGCGCCGCUACUCAACAUCAAGCUGGUUCGUAAAAAGACAACUGCCGGACACGUGCCCAUGGCUGGAUUCCCAUUCAUGAACCUGGGACGCUAUUUGAAAAUCCUAGUGGAAGAUCUGUAUCGGCGCGUUGCCGUGGCUGAAGAGUUUCCCAACGACGCUCCCGAGAAGGUCAAGUCCGGAGGCCUCAUGCAUGACCGUCGAGUUACCCGAGUCAUCACUCCCGGGACUCUCAUCGACGAGGAGUUCAUGGAUCCCUAUGUCAAUAAUUACAUCAUGGCGAUUCAUAUCUCUCAGAGUGCUGCCGCUGGAACUACGCAGUCAACAGCAGCCUCCUCACUGGACCAAGCCUCAGAUGCUGCAAGCACAGAUACUGUGCCGAUAGGGCUAGCAUGGCUUGAUCUCUCUACCGGGCAAUUCUUCACGCAAUCCACAACCCUUUCAUCUCUACCGUCCAUCAUAUCCCGCAUAGCCCCGCGGGAGCUUGUUCUCGAGCAGUCAUUCGAAGUUCGAAAAGACCAUCACAUCUUCACCCUGCUGACAGACGAUCGGCACCUCGUCACAUUUUCUCCCCAUGGAAGUCUAGCAAACCUCAACGACUGGGAGCCAUUCCUCGAAUCAGAAAUCCCCAAAGCUUCACGCGAGGCUUUCACCGAGGAUGAGAUCAUCGCGGGUGGCCUGGUGCUGAAUUAUGUCGAGAACACCCUGCAGGGACUGAGCAUGAAGCUUCAGCCACCACUUCGGUACGAAAACAUGCAGAUCAUGGCCAUCGACAAGAACAGCUUGAGGGCACUUGAGAUCAAGCAGACUAUCCGCGAUGGCCGCUUGCGUGGCAGCCUUCUCCAUGCCAUACGCCGUACGGUCACCAAGAGCGGCGCUCGCCUGCUCAACGAAUGGCUUGGCUCUCCAUCAACUUCUCUGGAUGUGAUCGAAGCUCGACAAGACCUUGUUGCUCGCUUUAUCAAAGCCGGGGAUCUAAGGGACUCCUUGGUUGCUUUGCUACGACGAAGCCAUGAUUGCCACAGACUGAUUCAAAAGUUUGCGCUGGGACGAGGUGGCCCAGAUGAUUUGCCCGGAUUAGCAAACUCCAUUCGCACAGCCGGGGACAUUACUACUUUACUAAGAGAAGCAGUAGAGAAGGAUCACACAGCAUCUUCACCAGACUGUCUUGCUAAACUAGUCUCUCGAACCGACCUCGAGGACCCUCUCGAACUGGCACAUCGGAUUCAGGAGUCAAUCGACGAGGAAGGCAUUGCACAGCAGCAGGUGGCAGCGGCAGCCGAGGAAGCGGAACUUGCGGCCCUAGCCCGAGACGUUGUCACCUCAGAAGGCACCCCGGAGGACGCCGCAGUCUUGCUCAAGGGAAAGAAGAAGAAGCCAACCACCAUCAAGGAGAGUUACGGUGAGGACAAGGAACCGUGGAUCAUGAAACCAGCCGCGAGCGAGGAGCUCCAGAAGCUGCACGACGGGCUCGCGUCGCUACUAGAAGACAAAAACAACCUGGGGGAGGCCCUUCGCGAGCGCUUCGGGGCCUCCACCUUGACGCUCAAGUGGGCAAAGGGAAUUGGUCACAUCGCUCACAUCAGCGGGAAGGACGCCAAGAACCUCGCAGAGAUUAAGACCGUCUCUUCGAGCCGCAGCACGCGAUCCUUCCAUGUCCCCGAAUGGACGACCCUCGGCGUCCACAUCGACCAAGCAAAAAGUCGCAUCCGUCGCGAGGAGGAGCGAGUCUUCCGGGCCUUGAGGGACCAAGUAGUCAAGAACCUGAUCAAGCUGCGGCGCAUUGCCACCGUGCUAGACGAAAUUGACAUUGCGACCUCGUUUGCAAAGCUCGCCGUCGACCAUGAUCUUGUCCGCCCCAAGCUGAACGACUCGAGGACGCAUGUCAUCAUGGGUGGUCGACAUCCUACUGUAGAGGGCGGGCUCCUGGAGAAAGGGCGAAAGUUUACGCGCAAUGACUGCGUUAUCGGGCCACCUCCCAAUGGCCUCCUUUGGCUGAUUACCGGACCGAAUAUGGCCGGCAAGAGCACAUUCCUUCGCCAGAAUGCGCUCAUUACCAUCAUGGCCCAGAUCGGAUGCUAUGUUCCUGCGUCGUAUGCUGAACUCGGCAUUGUCGAUGCGAUUUUCAGUCGCGUGGGCUCGGCGGACAGCUUGUUCCAUGACCAGAGCACCUUCAUGGUCGAGAUGCUGGAGACGGCCCACAUCCUACGGCAUGCCACACCGCGAUCCUUUGUCAUCAUGGACGAGAUAGGACGAGGAACGACACCCGAGGCUGGCAGGGCGAUAUCGUUUGCCUGCUUGCAACAUCUCGUAACGGUCAACCAGUGCCGGACGCUCUUUGCGACGCAUUUCCACGAUGUAGCCGACAUGGCGGCCGCCGAGGGCUUCUGCGAUCCGCAGGCUUGCUUCGUCCGGACUUACUGCACUGAUGUCAAGGAGGAUAAGGAUGGAGGUUUCGUCUACGUUCAUAAACUACGACCGGGCGUCAACCGACAAAGUCACGCUUUGAAAGUGGCAGGCCUGGCAGGACUACCGCAACAUGCAAUUGACGUUGCGAGAAAUGUGCUGGAAGCCACAGGGACAAGAAAUGACGAAGCGGGAGAUGGCAGGUCAUAUGAUGCUGCAUAG
This is a messenger RNA of Trichoderma reesei QM6a, 3021 nucleotides long. RefSeq names its product DNA mismatch repair protein. Gene Ontology annotation, cellular component: nucleus. The coding region runs from base 1 to 3021 and encodes 1006 amino acids. Lineage: Eukaryota; Fungi; Ascomycota; Sordariomycetes; Hypocreales; Hypocreaceae. The record is from RefSeq and is a predicted model, not a curated record. Gene Ontology annotation, biological process: mismatch repair. Gene Ontology annotation, molecular function: ATP-dependent DNA damage sensor activity; mismatched DNA binding; ATP binding. The transcript has 2 exons.